GAUUGACGUUUCCGUUGUCGAGCGUCAGUUCUAGCUCUCAAGCUUUUGCACAAAGUGAGAUAAGUUUUGAGAGAUCGAUGGCUUGUGACGAGGAUCUGUUUUUCGAGAGUGCGAUGGAGCUGGCCCUGGAGGCAGCGCAAGUGAUGAGGAGCUCCAUCGUAGCUGUUAAAACAGUGAAGGAGAAGCAGGGGGAUUGGGACCUGGUGACAGAGUAUGACAGGGCAAUUGAGGACAUAAUCGUCGGGAAGUUGAAACUGCAGUUUCCCACCCAUAAGUUCAUCGGGGAGGAAUCAACUGGAGACCAUCUCCCAGAGUUGACAAAUGAUCCUACCUGGAUAAUUGAUCCUAUUGACGGUACCAUGAAUUUUAUUCAUGGCUUUCCUCACACCUGCAUCGUUAUAGGACUCAGUAUUGACAAGGAAAUGAGAAUUGGAAUUGUUUACAAUCCUAUUUUGGAGCAAUUGUUCACCGCGAGGAAGGGAAAAGGGGCUUUUCUCAAUGGAAGACCCAUCAGGACGUCCAGUGUCGACAGUCUAUCAAAAUCUCUGAUUUGCCUGGAGUCUGGUUUCCUCAAGGUCAAGAGUUUGAGAGAGAAAAUGCUGGAGAGGAUCAAAAUAAUCUCAGCACAAACCCAGGGUUUGAGAACUCUCGGUUCUGCUGCCCUUACCCUCUGCUACGUGGCCCUGGGGGUGGUGGAGGGGUACCAGAUUGAGGGACCUGGGAUUUCCACAUGGGACAUCGCAGCGCCGUCCUUGAUUAUUUCUGAAGCCGGUGGUGUUGUUGUCGAUCGUGUAACCGGAAACCGCGUGGACUUGAUGAAUCCACGAGCCAUCGCUGCGUGCAACGAGAAAAUUGCCAAGGAGCUGACGAGGAUUGUCUGGGAAGCUGACAGGAGGGCAGAGGCAACAGGAAAUUCACUGGUGGACUAAAUAUUUUAUUGUAAUCAAAAACCCAUAAAUGUAACUCUGAAAAAAUGUAUGACAUCGGUCUUCUAUAUUGAAAAAUACAAAUGUACUUAAUUAAAGUCAA
Messenger RNA from Fopius arisanus, 1029 nucleotides. Its product is annotated as inositol monophosphatase 2. The record is from RefSeq and is a predicted model, not a curated record. Bases 78 to 929 code for a protein of 283 amino acids. Lineage: Eukaryota; Metazoa; Arthropoda; Insecta; Hymenoptera; Braconidae. The transcript is spliced from 6 exons. Gene Ontology annotation, biological process: inositol metabolic process; signal transduction; phosphatidylinositol phosphate biosynthetic process. Gene Ontology annotation, molecular function: inositol monophosphate 1-phosphatase activity.